GGAGAGAAGGGUUGGAUGUGGGGAGAAGCCGGGCUUGCAAACAGAAAUUUGGAGGCUGUCUGACGGGGAAUCCCCGAACACGUCACUGGCUCAGGUGGCGGGCGGGACUUCGAAAACAGUGACUGGGCCCGCAGUCCGGGCAGGACUGCAGUCGCGCGAGCCGAGUUUGGCUCCCUCUCUCCCCGUGUCUCCUAGGAGCGUGGGCAUCUGUGGAAGGCGGAAGCGACUGCGGGGGCCGUCUUCUCAAGAAAGGGCCUAAUUUCGCCUGCCAUGUCUGGGGGCUUCGAGCUGCAGCCGCAGGACGGCGGUCCGCGGGUGGCCCUGGCGCCCGGGGAGACGGUGAUCGGCCGCGGGCCGUUGCUGGGAAUAACAGACAAGAGAAUAUCCAGAAGACAUGCCAUUCUUGAGGUGGUGGGUGAUCAGCUUCGAAUCAAACCGAUACACACAAAUCCAUGUUUUUAUCGGUCUUCUGAGACUAGCCGGCUCUUACCAAUGAAGACAAAUCUUUGGCACUGGUUGAAUCCUGGAGAUAGUUUUUCUUUGUUAGUUGACAAAUACAUUUUCUGUGUUGUCUCGACACACUCUGAAAUGGAACUAGAAUGUACCUUAAGAAACAGUCAAAUGCUUGAUGAAGAUGACAUAUUGAAUGAAGCACCCAAAUCUCCUGUGAUUAAUUUACCUGAUAAGAAAAGUGGUGCCUCACAUCUGGAAAGAACCACAGAAAUAACUGAGACCCAGACUACUACUACAAGUAGUUUGUCCUUCACAGGUGAAUGCAGAGGCUUAAGUAAAAAGCAAUCAGAUCCUGCCCAGAGGAAAAGAAUCCUUCCAACUUGGAUGUUACAAGAUUUAAGUGAUCAAAACCUUUCAGCAUCUGUCAUUAGUAGAGAUAACAGCAUAAUCCAGGGAAGUGGAAAAGAAGGAAUCUGCAAAGAAAAAGCCCACAAAAACAUAACACAGCAAGGCAGAAAGCGAAUUUCAUCAGGAAAUUCAGAAAGUGUAACAGUAGGACAAGAUGCAGGAAAAAAAUGCAAAGAUAUUGAUCAAGAAGAGCCUGUCAUUUCAUCCAAGGAAAUGCCUGAAUCAUUUUCUGCUACCAUGUUAAGUAAUCCAGAUAUGCGUACUUUGAAGAUUAAUACACAGAGAAAUGAAAUUCCAGUUGUGGAAUUUGGUAAGAUUUCUGAACAUAAAGACAUGACUAAAGGAACACUAAAUAAACAAGAUGAGGCAGUGAGCUUUUUUGAGAGUUCGAGUGUCCAAGGCAAGUCAUUCUUCAGUGAGUCUCAGAGAUCUCGUCAUAAGUCCAACUCUGAACCUUCCAGUUCUGAAGCUUUACAGGCAAAGGCAACUGAUUCACUUCCACAAAGUUCACAAGAGAACAAGGUCAAGAGGUCAUCCUGCAUGUAUGGAGCAAACUGCUACAGAAAGAAUCCUGUGCAUUUUCAGCACUUUAGCCACCCUGGCGAUAGUGAUUAUGGAGGUGUGCCCAUCACGGGUCAAGAUGAGACUGAGGAGCGACCUGAGUGUCCCUACGGAGCAUCUUGUUAUAGGAAGAAUCCCCAGCACAGGAUAGAGUAUAGACACAGUACACUUCAGGGGAGAAGCGCUGCAGAGGAAGAGGCCGGUGCUGGACAGCCCAGUGAGUGUGACCUGCAGGACAGCUUUCUAGAUGCUGAGGAAGACAGGCAUGAGCUGACAGAUGAAGAUUCAGACUGGGAACCGGGAAAGGAAGACGAGGACCAGGAGGAUGUGGAAGAGCUUUUGAAAGAGGCAAAAAAGUUUAUGGAAAGAAAAAAGUAACUCUUUUCCUGUAUUAGAUUCACAUUUACUUUUUCUCUUUGGAAAAAUUCAGGAACUAAGGAGGUGCUUCAGUGAUCCUUUCCUUUCUUUUGAUAGUUGUAACUUUUGCUAUUGACUCUUUGCAAAUAAAACAUUGAAGUGUCUGCCUUCUGUGUAGCGAAAAGAAUUAAUUUUGUUACCUUGCCCUUUCUUUCCCAUUUAAGGUGUCUGGCAAUAGGAAGCAGACAAAGAGGUCAAAGAGCAAGAAUUAAUACUUUUCAUGUACUUUGUAUAUUGGCAAUAAAACGUAAAGUCCAUAGGUUUUCGUCUUCUUCUUUUUUCCAAAGAUUCUGUCUUUAUAGAGUACUAUGCAAGCAUAUCUAGGAAAAUUACAUGAGGGCUGGGGAGGCAUGAUUGCUAUUGUAGUUCUUCAGCCAAAAUGAGGCUUUACAAGUGACAGCUAUUACAUACAUAAUGGCUAUUAAUUUUUCUACAUGUGAACUUUAUAGUUUCAUUUACUACUUAUACUCUGAAAUUUGGAGAAAUUUUUACUAAAUCAGCACUGCAAAAAUUCAGCUAAGUUAUAAAAAUGAUCACCUUACAGGAAAUGUUAUUUUGUGUCCCACAUGUGUAAUUUACUGUAAAUCUGAGUUUAAAGGUAGAAAAACUCAAAGAAUUUGACAUUUUUUUGCAAACUAAAGGCCAACCUAUUAUUUUAGCUCUCAUUGUUCUAUCUUUGCAUUAAGAAUAUAAAAAUGAUUUUAACCAUAAUUUUCUCAAAAGACAUUAUUUCUUGUAUGCUCAGAUGAAAGUAGUGAGUUGUUUGCCAGGGUUUAAGACUCUAGUUUCUUACAUGAAAAAGUUCUCCAGUUAAAUAACAUGUAUCUCUGUAUUUCUGUUAUUAAACUACUGUAGGCUCAGCAGUAUCAUUUUAAAUGACUUUAAAUUCUUAAAAUAUAGUUUAGAAUUUUAAUAGUGGUUCAGUGUAUAUAUAUAUAUGUACAGUGCAAGAGGUAUAUUUUUGAAAUCAUAAAUCAGUAACUGAGAUGCAGCUUUAUUAAACAAUGUUUUCACUCUAAAAACCUAUGCUAUGAAAGAGCAAAACAUCUAUUAUAUUGUUUUCUUAGUGUUUUUAAAUAUCUCUCUAAUUAAACAGUAUUAAACUUUACUUAAACUUAAGCAAGGUCAAUAAAUAUUUCUCUAGAGUAUUACCUA
Messenger RNA from Chinchilla lanigera (long-tailed chinchilla), 2994 nucleotides. RefSeq names its product aprataxin and PNKP like factor (gene Aplf). Lineage: Eukaryota; Metazoa; Chordata; Mammalia; Rodentia; Chinchillidae. Gene Ontology annotation, cellular component: nucleus; site of double-strand break. The record is from RefSeq and is a predicted model, not a curated record. The coding region runs from base 271 to 1800 and encodes 509 amino acids. Gene Ontology annotation, molecular function: DNA-(apurinic or apyrimidinic site) endonuclease activity; protein binding; 3'-5' exonuclease activity. The transcript has 10 exons. Gene Ontology annotation, biological process: double-strand break repair.